AUGCCGCUCGCUCUUCUUACGCUGGUUCCUUCCUUGUUACUUUACGCCGUUCAGGGCCACUUCCACGUCGAUGAAAUGAUUGGCAAUGUACCUGUAUGGAGUAGUAGAGUAACUCCUUAUCAUGUAAAGUCUGCUCCUGAUUCUACCAUUUCCUUUGAAGUUCUUCAGUACAAUUUAUUUGGACGUCCGUACGAAGUCUCUAAGGAUGGGCAGAGUGAACGAUUGCAACGAGUUCCCGAGUCAUUGCAUCAGAUUUCUCCAACCAUCGAUGUUGUGACUUUGGCAGAAGCCGAUAUCAAAACUGAGCGAAACGAAAUGCUCGCUCAAUUUCAAAAGUUUGGUUUCAAUUAUUCCACGACAAUUCUUCAUGACCCGGAUCCAUUCACUAGCUUACUAAACGGAGGAGUAAUGGUGGUGUCCAAGUGGCCGAUCAUUCGUGAAGCUCAGCAUGUGUAUCACAAUGCUUGUCAUUACUCGGACUGUUUAGCAGCUAAGGGUGUCAAAUAUGCCCGGUUGCUAAAAACUGUCAAUGAUACGCACAAGAUUUUUAACGUGUUUGCUACCCACAUGCAGGCGUGGUCUACGCCAGAAGGACGGGCGGAUCGGAUUCAGCAAGCAAAGCAGAUGCGGCAGUUUAUCGAUGCUAUUGGCAUUCCGUAUCACGAGCCAUUGAUCUUUGCAGGGGACUUCAAUGUAGACAAUCACACUUUUGGAAAUGAAGUGGCACAUUUAGUAGAGCUGCUUCAAGCGAAUGAACCUCGUCAGAUUGGCAAACAGGUUUUCACGAGCGAUCCGCACACGAACGUGCUGGUUGGACGUGACGGAGCUGCCAUCAGCAACAAAUGCUUUGCACAAUACGUCCAAAACUGGGGGCCAGCAACGGAUAGCGUUUUCUACCCAUCGUUGCUCACCCGAACGACAUGCGGUGUCCACACUGAGAUUACUGAGCCUGAUUUGGACAACAUGUGCUAUUGCCCCUGCUGUCCACUGGAGUGGCUUGACUACGUUCUGUAUGGAAAAGCUCCUUACCAGCAACCAAGCACAGUACCAACACUCCAAGCUUUUGUAAAUCAGGUCCCUCGUUUUACAGUUGAUUGGACUGGUGUAAAGAGGAUUAUGAAAAUGGCAUUAAUUGAUCUCUCCGACCAUUAUCCAGUACAUGGAAAAUUUGAAUUUCCAUUAACUCGUGGUCAAGGAAAAGAUGAUGAUCCAUUUGACGUACCAUUUGGACGGCUGCUCAACCGACAGUGA
Molecule: messenger RNA, 1251 nt
Organism: Peronospora belbahrii
Lineage: Eukaryota; Oomycota; Peronosporomycetes; Peronosporales; Peronosporaceae
Source: the annotation of a GenBank genome assembly